CCUUUGCGGUUAUAACUCAGAAGUCCAAGGGAAGCUCAUCCUAUAUAAAGACCUCAGUCUCGUAUUAGAUUCGAUCACAAAGAAACAGCAAAAGGUUUUGAGGGUGAAACCACUCUUAAUUUGAAGCCAUGGUCUCGUUUCACAAGGCGCUGGCCGAGAGUACUCCAAAGCCAGAAAUUCAUGCAGAAUUCGAAGCAUCAUCAAAGAAAAGAAAGUGGGAAGAGCCAUUAACCGAAGGUUUCUUCAAGGAUCAAAUAGAGAAAAGGAAAUCCGUCUUUGAUAUAGAGCUUCACCCUGAGACCCCUUUUUCUUCAGAUAAAUGGCGUCAAUACCUCACUAUUCAGUCAGGGCAGAUACAGUUGUGUAACACAAGAACAACAACAGAGAACCCCAAAAAAAGCUCCGAAGAACCACCUUCUUCUCAUCACAUGAGUUUAAACCUUGAGCUAAAUUUGACGUGUGAAUCACCGAGGAAAAAAGAAGAAGGUUAUGGUUAUGAAAUGAAUGAGAAAAAGAGUUCUGGUUCUUCCCCUGGGGGUUUGAGUGAACGUGAGGAUCUGUGUAAAAAAGAUUCAGAUGGUAAAAUUCUUUCUCCCUCGUGGUUGUCAUCAUCUGAAGAUGAUUACAAAGAGAUGGUUGCAACAGUUUGCAUGCGCUGCCACAUGUUGGUCAUGCUAUGCAAGUCAUCUCCUUCAUGUCCUAACUGCAAAUUCAUGCACCCACCAGAUCAGAACCCUUCAAAAUUCUUAAAGAGAAGAUGCAGUCUCUUCUGCUAGUUUAAUUUAAUUAUUGGGAACGUCGAUCAAAUACUACAUAAGUUUUCACCUUUCACCAUCUUUCUACUUUUCCCUCUGAAUAGCCUAAGUUCUUCAAAUAUAGCUCAAGUGUAUGUUCAAAACGGUGGGGUGAUGAUUAAUCUUGCUCUAAGUAAUAUGGUACUUAAUUUCAUUGUUAGAACAAAUGCGAAUAAGUGAGUACCGUAGAAGCUAACCUGGAAUAUAUCAUCAUCAUAUAUUUAUGUGUAUAUAGUAUUCUCGAUCAUCCAAAAUCUAUCCAUGUUGCCAGAGCAGAAUUUCGGCACAUACUUUCAGGAUUUGAAAACAAGCCAUCCAUCCCAUUGUUUUGGAUGGUGAUGGCUCUUAAUAUUUAACGGUUUUCUUCUCAUUGCAACAAAUGUUCAAUUUGAUCGCUGUUGUUAUUUUCA
Glycine soja is the source of this 1204-nucleotide messenger RNA. RefSeq lists its product as uncharacterized. NCBI's taxonomy places the organism in Eukaryota, Viridiplantae, Streptophyta, Magnoliopsida, Fabales, Fabaceae. The record is from RefSeq and is a predicted model, not a curated record. The coding region runs from base 129 to 776 and encodes 215 amino acids. The transcript has 2 exons.